Candoia aspera is the source of this 3323-nucleotide messenger RNA. RefSeq names its product BCL2 associated transcription factor 1 (gene BCLAF1). The record is from RefSeq and is a predicted model, not a curated record. Gene Ontology annotation, biological process: positive regulation of transcription by RNA polymerase II. Bases 162 to 2918 code for a protein of 918 amino acids. Gene Ontology annotation, molecular function: transcription coregulator activity; DNA binding. Lineage: Eukaryota; Metazoa; Chordata; Lepidosauria; Squamata; Candoiidae. Gene Ontology annotation, cellular component: mediator complex. The transcript has 12 exons.
GUUAUUCUAACGUCGCAGAAAGCGUCUUCUCUAUGAUUUUUCUUUCCGCUCCUCCCCCUCCCUCGAUUUCUUUUCCUUCACCGAGACUGGAAAUGGCCGCCGAGUGGUGAGAGCUGAACGGGAGGUGUCGCCCAGAGAGGGUAUAAGCUGUUGUGGAAAAUAUGGGUCGCUCUAACACUAGAUCCCAUUCUUCAAGAUCAAAGACUAGAUCUCAGUCCAGUUCAAGAUCCAGAUCCAGAUCGCAUUCUAGAAAAAAGCGAUACAGUUCUAGGUCUCGGUCUAGAACGUACUCACGGUCUCGCAGUAGAGAUCGCGUUUAUAAUAGAGAUUACCGCAGGGAUUACAGAAAUAAUAGAGGAAUGAGACGUCCUUAUGGCUAUAGAGGAAGAGGUAGAGGAUAUUAUCCAGGAGGUGGAGGCAGAUACCACCGUGGAGGUUACAGGCCUGUCUGGAAUAGAAGGCAUUCUCGAAGCCCAAGACGAGGCCGCUCACGUUCCAGGAGCCCAAAAAGGCGUUCAGUCUCUUCUCAAAGAUCUCGGAGCAGAUCUCGUAGAUCCUACAGAUCUUCUAGAUCUCCAAGAUCCUCUUCAUCUCGGUCUUCAUCUCCAUAUAGCAAAUCUCCAGUCUCUUCCAAAAAACGUGGUUCAUCAGAAAAGCAGCCGAAGAAAACUGAGUCAACUGCUUUGCAGGACAGCCCAUUAAAAAGUAAAUCACAAGAGGAAGAGAAAAGUACAUUUGAACAUGACCCUUCUGAGACUUUAGAUGAUUUUAAUAAAUCAGCAGCAGCUUCAGCUGAUAUUUGGCCUGGUCUUUCUGCGUAUGAUAACAGUCCACGGUCGCCUCAUAGCCCUUCUAUUGCCUCUCCACCUAGUCAGAGUUCUUCAUGCUCUGAUGCUCACUUGCUCAGCACAGUCCACUCAGCAAAAGGCACACCUCAGCAUUCACAUUCCAUUCAGCAUAGCCCUGAAAGAUCUGGGUCUGGUUCCCUUGGAAAUGGUUCCAGUCGCUAUAGCCCUUCUCAGAAUAGCCCAUUACAUCACAUUCCUUCAAGAAGAAGCCCUGCAAAAGCAGUUGCAUCACAGAAUGCUGCACGUGAGGAGACCCGCAUGCGUUCCUUUUAUCCAGAGGCUGGGGAACAGGAAAGUGCAAAAGGAGGAAAGUUUCUGAAGAGGUAUACAGAUGAAGAAUCUAGGGUAUACCUGCUUGAUAGGAGUAACACUAGAGAAAAAGAUGCUCAGAAAGAUAGAGGAUCAGAAAAGGGGAGGACAGAGGGAGAGAGAGAGUGGGAAGACCAGGAAGCUUUGGAAUAUUAUAUGGAUAAAGAGUCUGGAAAACAAAAAUUUAAUGAUUCAGAAGGGGAAGACACAGAAGAAACUGAAGAUUAUAGACAGUUCAGAAAGUCUGUUCUGGCAGAUCAGGGUAAGAGCUUUGCUGCAUCUCACCGGAAUGUUGAGGAGGAAGGCUCCAAGUACAAAUCUAAAAUCUCUAUGAAGGCAAAUAGAGAAGGUGAGGGAUUUAGAGAAGAUAAGGGUUAUAAACUUAAAGAGACAACUAGCUACAUAGUUGAAAGACCUAGUCUAGUAAAAGAUAAGCACAAGGAAGACGAGAAAAUCUCUGAAAGAAUGUUGAAGAAAGAGAUGCAAUCACCUGAACAGGUAAAGUCUGAAAAGCUCAAAGAACUCUUUGAUUAUAGUCCUCCUCUACACAAGAAUCUGGAUAUGAGAGAGAAAUCUAUCUUCAGAGAGGAGAGCCCACUUAGGAUCAAAAUGAUAGCCAGUGACUCUCAUCGACCUGAAGUUAAGCUUAAAAUGGCACCUGUGCCACUUGAUGAUUCAAACAGACCUGCUUCCUUGACUAAAGACAGGCUGCUUGCUAGUACACUUGUCCAUUCAGUCAAGAAGGAGCAAGAGUUCCGAUCCAUCUUUGACCACAUAAAGCUACCACAAGCCAGCAAAAGCACAUCAGAGUCAUUUAUUCAGCACAUUGUAUCCUUAGUUCAUCAUGUAAAAGAACAAUAUUUCAAAUCAGCUGGAAUGACCCUAAGUGAGAGGUUCACUGCUUAUCAGAAGGCUACUGAAGAACAUAGCACCCGGCAAAAGAGUCCUGAAAUACACAGGAGGAUUGACAUCUCUCCCAGUGCCCUGAGGAAGCAUACCCGUUUAUCAGGAGAAGAGAGAGCCUUUAAAGAAGAAGCUCAGAAAGGGGAUAAAAAAUUAAAGUGUGAUUCUGCUGAUCUUCGACAUAACAUCGAUCGUCGUAGAAAAGAGCGAAGUAAAGAACGAGGAGAUUCUAAAGGUUCCAGGGAAUCCAGUGGGUCAAGAAAGCAAGAGAAAAUUCCAAAAGAUUACAAGGAUUAUAAAACUUUCAAAGAUGAUAGUAAACAAAAAAGAGAACAAGACCAUUCUCGAUCUUCCUCAACUUCCUCCCCAUCUUCCUCCUCAUCCAGUUCCCGAGAAGAAAAGGACUGCAAGAAAGAAAGAGAAGAAGAACUUAAACCCCAUCAUGAGCAGAAAGAAUAUCCAGGUUUUACAGGAGUUGGAAGACCCAGAGGCACAUUUUUUCGAAUUAGGGGCAGAGGAAGAGCCAGAGGCGUGUUUGCUGGAACAAAUACUGGUCCUAGCAAUUCAAACACUACUUUUCAAAAGAGACCAAAAGAGGAAGAAUGGGAUCCUGAAUAUACUCCAAAAAGCAAGAAAUACUUCUUGCAUGAUGACAGAGAUGAUGGUGUUGAUUACUGGGCUAAAAGAGGAAGAGGCCGUGGCACUUUCCAGCGUGGCAGAGGAAGAUUCAACUUCAAAAAAUCAGGUAGCAGUCCAAAAUGGACACAUGAUAAAUACCAAGGGGAUGGGCUUGUAGAAGAUGAAGAAGAAACAAUGGAAAAUGAAGACAAGGAGAGACGUAAAGAAGAAAAGGAAUAAAAACUGAAGACCAGUUCCAGCUGAAAAAAUUAUUUGCUAUCUACGCAGCAUUUUUAAUAUGACUUGUCGUCAAAUGAAUGUAAGCAUUUUACUUAAAUUUUACUGUUGGAGAGUAGUUUAGUUUUGGUUUUGUUUCUGUUUUAAUUCUUUUGUAAUCUCACUAGUAAUUGUUGAAGAUUAUACAAAGCAAGUAGUAAACGUAUGAUACUAUUUGUCAUGAUCGACUUUUUAAAAUGUUUACUGUUAUACACAGUGUAACUUUGCUUUGUCCAAAAGAUAUGGUUUAAAAAAAAGCUGUACUUCAUUACCCCCUCCACAGCUAUGUUUCAUUAUGAAAUAAAACUUAGGUCUGCAUAUUUAGAUAUUGAGGCAGCAUUUUAAAAUAAAUCUGUACUAAAUCUUGGA